AUGUCCUCACCUGACAUUGAAGUGCAGUGUUUGUCACAGUGCGUCGCCAAUGGCAUAUAUGAUCAUGUUGCAGAUGCUAUAACGAACCUUGGAAAAGACGGGUUAGGCGAGGCCAAUUUUGGCGUCGAUUGGACUACCACUGUCCAAGAUAACUACAGUGGGACUAAUUGGUCAUAUGUAAACACAAAAGACGGUCGCACCUUCAAGACCAACAUCAUUGGUCAAAUUGCUACUUCAGCAUGUGACACCAAACAUUCUGCUAAAGGCACGCACUUCACGAAAAAGAAUGUGUCACUAAGCGAUUCUGACACUGUCAAAUGGAAAUGGGCACUCUCCAAACCCACCCUAUGCUCACCAAAUCUAGCAGACAUCUGGGAAAAUCAACUGACAUCCAUUGAGGACUGGAUUACAGAAGAAGAAAAGAGAACUGGUACACAGGGUUCGAAGAUAAACCCAUGCAUCACUAAGAGCUCAAACGACCUCCAGUAUGUGGACCUCAUCAUGCUGACAUCACAACACAUCUACGAGACGUUCCAGCUUGGCGUACAAGCAAUCAAAGUCCUACAUCCUUCUGAUGAACCUGUUGAAGAAAAAUUUAUCCCCAUCCUCUCCAUGACCUCCAUUGAGUUGUCGAAAGAUGAUUUGGCCAUUGCAGGUUUCUCGACUUUCGAUCUCGGUGUAGAGACUCAUGCCUCUCAUUGCAUGAUAUGGCAGUAUUCACUAGGGAGUACAUAG
Molecule: messenger RNA, 735 nt
Organism: Suillus plorans
Lineage: Eukaryota; Fungi; Basidiomycota; Agaricomycetes; Boletales; Suillaceae
Exons: 4
Coding region: 1-735 (244 amino acids)
Source: RefSeq, a predicted model, not a curated record